AUGGUGCAGGCAGCCGGGGUGGCUGGGGCGCCCUCUGGGCCAGCGGAACACUUCCAGGGGCUGCGGGGGUUCGACGACAGGAACGCCCCCAGCUUUGCCUGCGCAAUCAUGGGCGACCUGCACCUGGAGCCUGGCCAUGCCAUGGCGCAGUUUGAGGAGGCGCGGCGGCAGCUCAUCACCGCCAUCAACGAGCCGGGCGUGGCGGCACCCCGCGUCGUGCAGCUGGGCGACCUGGGCGGCUACAAGUUCCGCCCCGGCAGCCGCGACUGCUUCCAGCGCGGCCUCGAGUACCUGGCGGGCUUUGGGGCGCCCACCACGCUUGUGCUGGGCAACCACGACCUGGAGGGAGACGAGUUUGAGACGGAUGAGGAGAACCUGGCGGCCUGGCACGAGACCUUCUGCCAGAAGCACUUCUGGGCCGCCGAUGUGGGGCCUGCAACCUUCAUCGGCCUGUCCACAGUGCGCUUCCGCAGCAACCCCUGGAGCGUGCACGAGGUGCAUGUGGAUGAGGAGCAGCGCGCUUUCUUUCGGGAGCGGCUGGCGGCGGCGGCGGCGGCUGGGCGGCCUGUUGUGGUGUUCACGCACGCACCCAUCCUGGGCAGCGGCCUCAAGGUGGUCCAGACGGUGCACGUCAAAAACAGGUGUGCAUGGCUGAACCACAGCAGCAACCCGCACGAAUUCAUAGACCUGGUGCACCAGCACCCCAACAUACGCCUCUGGUUCAGCGGCCACUUCCACCUCAGCCACAACUAUGCAGACAGCAUCUCGGUUGUGGGCGGUACCGCCUUUGUGCUGACGGGGGUGAUUGGGGAGUGCAACCGCGACGGCUUCCGCCACAGCCGCCUGCUCAAGGGUACCGCAGAAGGGUACGAGCUGUACACGAUGGACCACGACACGGGAGCACUGCGCCUCGACCUGGCCCACCGCUGGGACGACCCGUCUGCCCCGCACCCGCUGCUCCCAGAGGAGGAGCUGAUUUGCGACCCCUCGGCGGGCUGGCUGUGCAGCCAGGUGGAGUGCUCCGUGGACGACAGCCAGCUGUCGUCGGCCAUCGACCUCCCCCCCGCCGUGACCUGGCUCAAUGCGGGGCCCGGCUGCAUGCUGGCGGUGCAGGCGAGCGCCUCGCUGCCCUCAGGGCUCGCCGACCUCACUGACGAGAUCAUCGUCGAGUACGACACCCGCUGCAUGUCGCCCAUCGGCCUUGUGUCCAUGGACCUGCCAGACGACUGCUCCGUGGGGCUGGUGGAUGCGCAGGGGCGGGCCGUGGAUGCGGUGCACACGGACGGCUCUGCGGCGGUUGCGGUGGAGAUCCACAAGGAGGAUGGGGAGCUGCACCAGCGCAUCAAGCGCAACCAGGCGGGCGGCUUCUUCCAAAUCUACCAACACAACAAGUGGAACGCCAAGAAGAAGAAGCAGGCCGAAGAGGCGGCCGCCCGGCAGGCCCAGCAGCAGCAGGAGGACGCUCUUGCGGCGCGGUGA
Chlorella variabilis is the source of this 1479-nucleotide messenger RNA. RefSeq names its product expressed protein. The record is from RefSeq and is a predicted model, not a curated record. The transcript has 12 exons. NCBI's taxonomy places the organism in Eukaryota, Viridiplantae, Chlorophyta, Trebouxiophyceae, Chlorellales, Chlorellaceae. The coding region runs from base 1 to 1479 and encodes 492 amino acids. Gene Ontology annotation, molecular function: hydrolase activity.